Messenger RNA from Ilex paraguariensis (yerba mate), 843 nucleotides. The record is from the annotation of a GenBank genome assembly. Lineage: Eukaryota; Viridiplantae; Streptophyta; Magnoliopsida; Aquifoliales; Aquifoliaceae.
UCUAGGAAUGAUGGAGAUGAUUCUGAUCAUCAUGUUGAAUUUGCUGGUGGAAAUGUGAACCUCAUAACUACCAAAGAAAGUUGGGAUCAAAAGCUGGCAGAUGCUAGGAGAGAUGGGAAAAUUGUGAUUGCCAAUUUCAGUGCAUCAUGGUGUGGUCCUUGUAGAAUGAUUGCACCGUCAUACUGCGAAUUAUCCGAGAAACAUCCUUCUCUUAUGUUUCUAACAGUUGAUGUUGAUGAACUAACUGAAUUCAGUGCGUCCUGGGAUAUCAAAGCCACUCCUACUUUUUUCUUUCUAAGAGAUGGACAGCAAGUUGACAAACUCGUGGGGGCCAAUAAGCCAGAGCUGCAGAGGAAGGUAACUGCCAUUCUAGAUUCAAUCACCCCAUGCCAGAAAUAACUGCUGUGAUGGUUCCGGUCUUUGUUCUCCCUUGUGAAUUAUUGUAAAUGAGUUCUCAUUUGGGCUGGUAUUUGUGCUGCAUUGGCUUUGCAAAUAUGAUGGAGCACCAAGCCUAAUAUGACUGAUUUGUUCGUCGUUUAGCUAGUACAUGGCAUAAACAAGUCUGUGCAAGAUGUGUCUAAAGGAGGCUUUUGGCAUUGUAUAAGGCAGUCAGGUUCGACAGUAUUCAAGUCUUUCUAGACCAAGUAAAUCCCUAUUCAGAUGUGUGAGAGUGGGGAGUUCAAAGUAGUGUUUCUUUCCGUGGUGAAAAACCUUUUUGUUAGCUUGUUUUAUCAUCAGUAAAAUCUAAAAUUUCUCCAUUUUCAUAGCAUAAAUCUGUUUUGUAUAAGGCAGUCGAGUUUGACAGUAUUCAGGUCUUUCCAGACCAAGUAAAUCCCUAUUCAG